GUUGUAGUGGAGCUUUGUCCCUCUGCUGUCUGUGGACUGAUCUCUAUGUGUCUCUAUGUGUCUCUAUGUAGGAUGAGGGUCAAAGGUUGUGACCUUUAUGCUCCCGAGUGCCAACAGUGGGCAACACAGAGUCCAACACAGAGUCCACAACACAGAGUCCACAACACAGAGUCCACAACACAGAGUCCAACACAGAGUCCAACACAGAGUCCACAACACAGAGUCCAACACAGAGUCCACAACACAGAGUCCACAACACAGAGUCCACAACACAGAGUCCAACACAGAGUCCAACACAGAGUCCAACACAGAGUCCACAACACAGAGUCCAACAACACAGAGUCCACAACACAGUGUCCACAACAGAGUCCAACACAGAGUCCAACACAGAGUCCACAACACAGAGUCCAACACAGAGUCCACAACACAGAGUCCAACACAGAGUCCAACACAGAGUCCACAACACAGAGUCCAACACAGAGUCCACAACACAGAGUCCAACACAGAGUCCAACACAGAGUCCACAACACAGAGUCCAACACAGAGUCCAACACAGAGUCCAAAGUCAAAGCUAACAUUACUGCUAAGCUAGUGGAACAUAUUGU
This is a messenger RNA of Dicentrarchus labrax (European seabass), 605 nucleotides long. RefSeq names its product endoglucanase-like. The record is from RefSeq and is a predicted model, not a curated record. The coding region runs from base 98 to 592 and encodes 164 amino acids. The transcript has 2 exons. Lineage: Eukaryota; Metazoa; Chordata; Actinopteri; Moronidae.